UAUAUAACACUACUCUCGCGAGAAAAUGCGUGAAGUCGAUAAUCUUUGUUUGUACAGUAACUGAGGACGCUUUACCAGCAAAGCAGAAAACUGUUUUUCCGCGUUAAUUAGAAAUGCCUCACUUUGUAAACUUGAAAAAUGCCAAAGAGGUUACAAAGCUAUUGGAGCAUGAAAAUCAUAAGAUGGAGGAAAGGCUAAAGGAGUUGAAGACAGCUAUGGAAAGGGAAAAAGAGGAAAGAGAGCGUCAAGGAGGAAGGCACUGGCAAAGGGGUCAGACAGGCUCCCUAAGCAGCUAUGCAUCAGAGAUUCUCAAUGAAAGGUCUGCAAAGAAAAAUCAUACAAUAAAAAAGAAAAAUAUUAAGGUACUGAAAGACGAACCUCUUGAUAUGCCCUCACAUGACAGCACUCCAGAAUCUAUGAAACACAUUGCUCAGCAGAAGAUAGGACAAGAAAGCAGGGCAAAGAACACCAGGUGUGGUCAGUGUGAGGAACAGUCAGCCUCCCUGACUUGUGUCCAGUGUUCAGAAAAUUACUGUGCUGGGUGUUUUGCAAGCUUUCAUCUUAAGGGAGCUCUGAAACGGCACCGGUCUGUGUCAGUCCAUGCAAGUGGUCCUCGACAUUGUAAGACACCACAGCCUUUAUCUCAAGACCAAACAAGGGAUUCAGGAAUAUCUGGUGGUGAAGCAACAUCUGGAGAUGUUUUCCAACUUGGACCAUGUGAUGCAAGUGGAUUCCUAGAAUCUGAUCAAGAUGCAGCUUCCAAACCUUUGCUGCAUGGCGCUUACAAUGAAGAAGACAGUGCCGCUCAUUUUCAGGAGGCCCUGAUGGCAUGGCGUAGAGGCGAGAAAAUAUGUACAUCUAAUAAUAAUACAUCCUCUCAACAAAUUCAAGCACAGUCUACUGUCAGAUUACCAGUGUCAACUAUUGAGAGCUCAACCAGUACAGUGAACAACAAAAGAUUAAUACCAGAAGUGAAAUCCACCACUUAUUCCUUGUCCUAUGCCCAGCGACUGUUACUGAAACAACACCGUCGCACUGAACUUAAAAACCCCUACAUAUUACAGCUGCCCUGCAAGAACAACACAGACAAUAAAAAUGAUCUUUUAUGCCUGAAUGAUGAGCGGAUCGAUUUCCAGUCUUUACUCCAGGCUGUUAGUGACAGUUGCCAGUCAUCAAAUGGCAUUCCUUUUUCCAAAACUAGCCUUACAGUUACAAAUGGCAUCGAUUUCCCCAAAUACCAUCAUCCAGCAAAUGAAGAAUUUGUUCUGUACACAGUGGAGGAAGACAUUGGAGCACAAGCCUGGGAAAGUAAAGUUGAAAGCAGCACAAAAAGAAGUCAAGAAGAUGAUCUUCCUUAUAUUAAUCCUGCCGAGAAAUCAUUUGCCAAAGAUGCUGGACAUGUUUUAGAGCAACUAUUGCCUGAAAAAUGCAAUGAAACAGAUUCACAGGGCUCAGAGAUGCCAUAUUCUAAGAGGAAUGGUUCAUAUACUUCUAGCAGAAACAAAAAUGACAUGACUUCCUCAGUAUCCCAGACAGAAUCAAAUAAAAUUUGUUCCACUCCUAAGGCAAAGAAUGGCCAUUGUCUGCAAGGUUUCCACACACAUGCUAGAAUGACACCAAGAAAUAUCACAAAUGGUAUUCUGACCAAAAGUCCCAGUUUUGAACUUAAAGAAGUUGCACGAAGGAUACAGACUACUGGUACCAAGUUUGAGUCACCUUUAGAAGGAUUCUUCCUUGUCUUAGUAAAGCAUGAAGCAACAGAUUCUACACCUCACUGUACACCGGCCAUUAUGCCUCAGCCCAAAAGUGUCAAAAUCAGUAAUAAAUUAUAUUCCCUGUCUCCUCGUUCCUGGCAUCCAAGCAGCAGUCUUGGAUUUGCUGAUGUUAGAGAAAAUCUGCAGCAAACAUCAUCAGGUACUAAAUCUCCUCUUCUACACUUCACAUACAGUGGUCAUUUGGAAGGCAAACCUCUGAGCUUGAGUCAGGAUAAAGGCAGCUUAAACAAGACUCCGCCUGUCUUAGAGCCUAAACUGCUGGGUAUAACCAAAGAUAAUGAAACAUUCUGUGCUAUUGAUUCAUUCAGUAAAACUUCACGAAAACGCCACAGAGGACAUUCCUUAAAUACUGCUUCUUGUCUUAUCUCUACACUGAGGCCUAGUUCAUGCAUCAGCAGCAGUCCAAAAAGACACCACAAACCCCAACGACCAAGUAGCUCAAAUGGAGUCAUGGAGUCAACUAAGAAAGAGGAACAUCAUAUCCUAGCUAUUCAGAGAAGCAUUGAUGAUCAAGUCCAGCAGCCUAGCGUAUUUCAUCAGAAAAAUCAUACAAAUGGAUGGACUGCAAGCUAUGAUUUUCAGAAUCAGAUGGAAGAAAAGACAGAUUCACAAACUAAGAAUCAGUUUUCCCUGCAGAAUGCAUCAGAUACAGCAGACAGUUCUCACUGGGAGACACAGGUGCUGGAUUUUAUGAGUGGAAGUGAAGUUAGUGCCUCUCAAUGCAAUAGUCCUGAGACGUGCCAGUUGACACCAAGGUUAUCCCGGCCUCAGAGUAGAGCUCAAAAAGAAACUGGCAGAAUAUCACAGGCUGUUGCCAUGGAUGGGGAGGAUCUAAGCAAGUAUGAUGAUGAUGGCAUCCAUGAUAGAUUCACCCAGAAUGCGGACGAUAUGGAGACACUGGACGGUUUGGAAUGGGAGCUGGCAUCAGAGACUGGUCAGAUAACAGCAGGGGAGAAGAUCUCUCGACUAAGUCUACAUGACAGAGAUGAUCAUGAUAUCAGCAGUUAUCAUUCCAUUAGCAGCAGUCUGCACAUGAGCUAUGAUCAGGCAUAUGAUAUCAACACCAAAUUACAAGAUAACCAGUUUCUUGACAUAGAUGAGGAGCUGGAUCUAAACAGUGCAAGCCUUGAAGAGGAAGAAGUGAGAGCCCUGUACUGAUCACUUGCUAGAAGUCUUUUGUGAACAGAGAAAAAAAAACAUAAAGAGAUAUCUUCCAUGAGGGAGUUGUAGAAUUUUUCCAGAUGUAAUAAUUUCUUUGUUCUUCAAUAAAUUUCUGUAAUGGAAUGAAAAAUGUUAUAAGGUUGGUUUGUUGCGUUUUAUGCAAUGCCAGCAACUCAGGUUAUAUCACAGUAAAUAAAAAUUAUAAAGCUGAAUGAUCUAUAAAAUUUCAGAAUGUUAUUACUGUCUCUUUGGAAGACAGAGCGAAAAUACCAUGAGAUAAAAUUUUAUUUACCAAUUUCCUUCUCAUUGCACAGAUAAUUACAUGACCUAUACACAAUAAACACAUGUUUGAUGUGUUGCCAAGUUUGACACAGUGUAAUUCAAUAUUGAAUUGACAUUGUGCUGACUUCAUAGUUACAUCUCAGUUUACUUUUAAGCAUGAUUAUAAUAUAGGUCCUGCUUUUAAUUAUAGCCACCUCAUCUGUCAGCUCUAUUUAUGUCCUAGUGAUAAGCAUACAUUCUAGCUGUACUCAUAUGCUAUUUUGUUGCUAAUCACAAAAUGUAAACAAUUCUAUAUUAUGGUCACAGUCUGUGUUGGCUAUAUGCUGUCCUUGCACUAUAUUUGUAAGUUUUCAAUUCCCUAUAUGCAAUGUCUCUAUCUAGAAAAUGUAUUUCUGUAUUCUUUCUCUCUUUGGAAAGAACUUCUUCUUUUACUUGGUGUCAGCUCCCUACACUCAGAAUUGGCUUUCAUUAUUAUUUUUGUUGCUCAAACCUAGGUCAUCUGCAAAAAUUAGAAAUUAGAAUAAGGCAACAACAAUGACUGCUUUUGUGUCAUGUCUAAGUACAACGCUUUCUGUAAAAAGACAGUAUUAUUAUAAAGCAAAUAUAAGGCUUUGUCGCAGGGUUGAAUGAGUUGACAUUAUAAAGGUGAUCUGAUUCUCUUUUAAGAAUCCGUCUUGUAAUAAUGAGAAUAUUUCUGUGUUCUGUUCUUCUGGCAUACAUUCUAUUCAAAUAACAGAUAUUAAAAACAAAGAUUUUUGAAAAACAGCAACUAAAAAGAAAGCACAGAAGGGUGAUGUUCUGCUAGGAUGAACGAAUGUACUACAUGACUAUGUUGUUUCCAUUUUCUUACAAGCAUGCUUCAACUGUGAAUAUUCAAUUUAGGUCUAGAAAUGCCAAUAUGGCAAGGGAUGGUCAAUUUUGACUUCCUUUUCCAAAUAACUUUAUAUUAUUUAUUUUAUUGGAAAGCUAGAUGCCUUGUCCAGGCAUCAUUUUCUUUUGUUUGCUGCAAAACUAUGUAAAGAAACCUUUUGCCAAGAUAACGGCUGUACACAAUAGUGCACACCUUUUGACAUGCCUCCUCACAGAAACACAUCAUACAGAAUCCUGCUUAGACGUGGGAAACCGGUGCUAAAUCAUUCUGACAUUAUGUCACCAGCUAUAGCUGUUGUUUGCUAAGUAUACAAUAAGAUUCCAUCAAUCUCAAAUUUUCAUCCACCAUAAUAUAGUUAAUAAUAGUUUUAAUGUCUUUUUAUAACCUUAAAAACAUUGAACCAAAUGUAUAAAAUAUUGCUAACAUUUUCUUUAAAAACUGAAGCAUCUCAGUAAGCAUUGACUGCAUGGUACUUCAGAAUCUCAAAAACCUCGUCUGUAAACACUUAAUUCUAUGUCACAUUAUUUCCGCAUAUUGCAUUUAUCUGCAAAAGUUAAAGAAAGAACCAAUUAUUGUAUUCCAGAAGGCAAGAUAUGUAAAUUGUUUUUAAAUAAAUGUAUAAUGAUGAAAGAAUUGAUGUGGCGUAUGAUUAUUCUAUGUCUUAAGACCUAGCACAAGAAUAAAAUUUUGGCAGCUCCAAAAAAAUGAUACGAUAGAGCUUCAAGAGCUAUGUUUGUAUUAUUUACUUAAUGUAGAAAGUUGCCACUACCACCUGAUGUUCAUAUUGUUCUGUUAAAUGUUACAUUGAUGAGUUAGUAGCACCAGUAUUAAUUUACCACUAUGAAGUCUGAACCAGAGAUGACAGGACACAACACACUGCCCAAGAUGGUCCUCCAUGGAUGGUUGGAGGGAGACUGUCGACAAGGCAAACAGAAGUGGUGGAGAACUAACAUCAUGGAGUGGACAAGCCACCAGUUGGAAGACCUAAAUUAGACUGUUUUAACUUCUUGCAGGCUGUUCACAAUAUCUAAUUCACAAAAAGUCUAGAACUUUGCUGUUCUCUUAGCUUGCAAAUCUGAAGCUUUCAGCUAGAGCAAAAAUUGACUAUGAGCUAUCAGUUAUCUGCUACGGCUUCUGGGCCAAGUACUGAGCCUUGAUGGAUGCCAUUAUAAGAAAAUGGAGCAGGGCAAACGAACACAGUCUGCUUCCUGUCAGUGAGAUAGGAGUUGAACCACGCUGAGCUUGUUAAAAAUAUUUUUAAAGUUAAAAUAAACCUCAUCAUUGUACUAAAUGCAUGAUUUUACUUUUAUUGUUUCCUCAUUUCUUUAAGCAGCAAGGGCCCAAAAGCAUUGUCUACACAACUGAAGAAAAAUUGUCAUCUUAUGUAGUUUGUAGACAAACUUACAAAACAAAUUUCUGCUUGUGUUACCUGCUUUCAUUAGAACUGCUAGUCAAGUGCCUUGUGUUAGUGGAAUCUCUUAACAUUUUUUUGUGCACUGUACUUUGAAAGUGUCUCAUUAGAUCAAAGCAACUAGAAGUUGCAGUUUUAACUUUUUGAUGGCCUGAUUUGUAAAAAAAUAAUUCUUUGCCAUCACAUAAGGCUUUUAUAAUCCUUCAAAUUCUUUAUGACUUUCUCAUUCAAAUCCUGAAUCAUCUUUUUUGUUGUUGUUGUUUGGCGAUGUAAUUCUUUUUGGCACUAUCACAAAAUGGGGUCAAAUCUGGAGACACUAAAUGGUCAGCCCUGGCAAUGGUCAGCCCUGGGAGUAAUGUUUAGUAAACUCCAUACUAUCUUAAACUACCAGCUUUGGCCAAAGAAAAAUUCAUGCUAUAAAAAAAGGCAAUGAAAUCUUUUUUAAAACCGAUUAUGCCAUAAGAUUGAGAAAAGUGAAAAAAAAUCGCAGAAACUAUGCAAAUACGUAUAAGUCGACAUGCAUGUCUUUAAUUAUGUUUAUUCUUCACAGUGGACAUGAAACAUCCAGUUUUAUGGACUGUGUAAAAUAAUUUAGCAGCAUCAAACUCUGCAAAAUAUUUAUUACUCCCACAGAUCUUACUGUAAUACAAAUACAACUAAGCCAAACAAGAAGUAAACCAAAUUUCAAAACAAUAAUUGGCAAUCAAGGGUAAUCAAUAUGGCAUGCCACUGGGUGCUAGCUCAAUAGCUAACACAAAGCUGCUAUCCAUUAACAAUUCAGGUAGCAGCUCGCAACAUAUCAUGCACCUGACCCAAGAAAGUCCCCAAUGGAUGUGGAACAGUUUAGCUCCCCACAUUACAGUCUUGCUACAAUAAGUGAAUAUAUAUUGUCAUCGCUUAUAAAGGCAGUGAUAGCCUAUAGACUUCAACAAUAUAAUCAAUUAGUGCUAAAAACAACUAAAACAGCUCACUCUCAAAGCUUUCUUAUAUUUAGGCAAAAGUAUGGCACCUGUAGCUGGAAAGUCAUAAAAAUAUGCAAAUCUUGUCAUUUAAAACUUCAAAACUUUAUGCACAAUAAUGUCAAAUUUUUUGCUCUAAACCACCACAGAUGUUUGCAAGUCACUUCAAGUCACAGGUCUUUUUAAUUUGUUUUGGAGGGAGGUGGUUGGGUAUUUUUGAUAAGAAAGCUCAUUUUUUUCAUUCAAUAUAUAGAUAAGAACACAUUAGUUGUCAUUUAGGAUUCUUCGUUUUCAAGAGAUAGAGAUGCAAAAAACUUGGUGGUAAUGAAGAACAAUUUAGAAUGCAAUGCACAUGUAUAUAUUAUACAAAGUUUAAGUUUAAAAAAAACAAAAUAGGCCCAAAAGAUUGUUUGCAGAAUGGGCUGCUUUAGUGUUCACAUC
Pomacea canaliculata is the source of this 6900-nucleotide messenger RNA. RefSeq lists its product as uncharacterized. Gene Ontology annotation, molecular function: zinc ion binding. Gene Ontology annotation, cellular component: motile cilium. NCBI's taxonomy places the organism in Eukaryota, Metazoa, Mollusca, Gastropoda, Architaenioglossa, Ampullariidae. Gene Ontology annotation, biological process: cilium movement. The transcript is spliced from 21 exons. The record is from RefSeq and is a predicted model, not a curated record. The coding region runs from base 114 to 2933 and encodes 939 amino acids.